Capsicum annuum is the source of this 1295-nucleotide messenger RNA. RefSeq names its product putative disease resistance protein RGA3. NCBI's taxonomy places the organism in Eukaryota, Viridiplantae, Streptophyta, Magnoliopsida, Solanales, Solanaceae. Gene Ontology annotation, molecular function: protein binding; ADP binding. The record is from RefSeq and is marked validated. Gene Ontology annotation, biological process: defense response to other organism.
UGGGUUUGUGUCUCAGAUGAUUUUGAUGAGAAGAGGUUGAUAAAGGCAAUUGUAGAAUCUGUUGAAGGAAAGUCAUUAGGGGACAUGGACUUAGCUCCCAUGCAGAAGAAGCUUCAGGAGUUGUUGAAUGGAAAAAGAUACUUUCUUGUUUUGGAUGAUGUUUGGAAUGAAGAUCAAGAAAAGUGGGCUAGUUUAAAAGCAGUUUUGAGAGUUGGAGCAAGUGGUUCUUCAAUUCUAAUAACUACUCGUCUUGAAAAGAUUGGAUCAAUUAUGGGAACUUUGCAACUAUAUCAGUUAUCAAAUUUGUCUCAAGAAGAUUGUUGGUUGUUGUUCAAACAACGUGCAUUUGGCCACCAAAUGGAAACAAAUCCUAACCUUACGGCAAUCGGAAAGGAAAUUGUGAAGAAAUGUGGGGGUGUGCCUCUAGCAGCCAAGACUCUUGGAGGUCUUUUACGCUUCAAGAGGGAAGAAAGUGAAUGGGAACAUAUGAGAGAUAGUGAGAUUUGGAAUUUACCUCAAGAUGAAAAUUCUGUUUUGCCUGCCCUGAGGCUGAGUUAUCAUCAUCUUCCACUUGAUUUGAGACAAUGUUUUGCAUACUGCGCGGUAUUCCCAAAGGACACCAAAAUAGAAAAGGAAUAUCUCGUCACUCUCUGGAUGGCACAUGGUUUUAUUCUAUCAAAAGGAAACAUGGAGCUAGAGGAUGUGGGUAACGAAGUAUGGAAGGAAUUAUACCUGAGGUCUUUUUUCCAAGAGAUUGAAGUUAAAUCUAGUAAAACUUAUUUCAAGAUGCAUGAUCUCAUUCAUGAUUUGGCUACAUCUAUGUUUUCAGCAAGCGCAUCAAGCAGCAAUAUCCGCCAAAUAAAUGUAAAAGAUGAUGAAGAUAUGAUGUUCAUUGUACAAGAUUAUAAAGAUAUGAUGUCCAUUGGUUUCGUUGAUGUGGUGUCUUCUUAUUCUCCAUCGCUCUUUAAAAGGUUUGUCUCGUUAAGGGUGCUUAAUCUAAGUAACUUGGAAUUUGAAAAGUUAUCAUCAUCCAUUGGAGAUCUAGUACAUUUAAGAUACCUGGACUUGUCUGGAAAUAAGAUUUGUAGUCUUCCAAAGAGGUUAUGCAAGCUUCAAAAUCUGCAGACUCUUGAUCUAUAUAAUUGUCAGUCACUUUCUUGUUUGCCAAAACAAACAAGUAACCUUGUUAGUCUCCGAAAUCUUGUACUUGAUCACUGUCCAUUGACUUCUAUGCCACCAAGAAUAGGAUUGUUGACAUGCCUUAAGAGAAUAAGCUACUUUCUUGUGGGCGAGAA